Xylaria bambusicola is the source of this 1488-nucleotide messenger RNA. Its product is annotated as cytochrome P450. The transcript has 5 exons. Gene Ontology annotation, molecular function: iron ion binding; heme binding; oxidoreductase activity, acting on paired donors, with incorporation or reduction of molecular oxygen. Bases 1 to 1488 code for a protein of 495 amino acids. The record is from RefSeq and is a predicted model, not a curated record. Lineage: Eukaryota; Fungi; Ascomycota; Sordariomycetes; Xylariales; Xylariaceae.
AUGGAUGUGACACAAGAACUACUGAAAUCCAACCAUGUCUAUACGUUGGGCGCUCUAGGCUUAGUUGCCAUAUUGCUGCUACUUAGCUCGACCCUCAGCAGUCCUCUUUCACGAGUUCCAGGACCGUGGUAUACUAGGUUCACGGAUGUUGUCGGAAGAUUACACUGGAUGGCUGGGAGAAAAGCCCCUUAUAUUCACAAUCUUCACCAAAAAUAUGGCCCUAUUGUCCGAGUUGGCCCUCGUGAGGUUUACAUUGCGGAUCCACAAGUUGUCAAAAGCAUUUUCAAGGUUAAAAAUGAAUUCCCCAAGUCUCGUUGGUACUUGGACUUUGUUCCUUUUACCAUCACCGUCUUCAAUACGCCAGACAUUCCUACACAUAGGCGCUUCAGGAGAUUGCUUUCGGCACCACUCUCCGAGUCUGGUCUCAAGGAAUUCAUGCCGCAGAUUGAACAAAAAGUCAACCUUGCCAUACAGGGGAUGGCGGAAGAACACAAGACUCGUGGCGCUGCUGACAUCUAUAAGUGGUGGCUUUAUCUUACCACAGAUGUUAUUGGAGAGCUGAGCUUCGGAGAAUCGUUUCGGAUGCUUGAGACUAAUAAAAUCAACCAAUAUAUUACUGACUUACAGGGGGCCGGGAAGUUUGGGUCGUAUCGAUCAGCCUUCCCUUCUCUCUUCCGGUUCUCGUAUCGCUUUGGUAUCCCACUUCCGAUGUCAUCAGCCGCCCAGGCGGCUGUCCGGCGCAUACGCAUGUAUGCGGAUGAAUCUAUUAGCCGCCAUAGAGCCAUCGUAGAGAGGGAGGGCCCUGAUUCUAGGCCGACUGUCUUUACUAAAGUCUACAAGGCCGAGGAUGAGGCGAGCAUCACCCAAGAUGAGAUCCGGGAUCAUGCACAGGCCUACAUUGUCGCUGGCAGCGAUACCACCUCCAAUACUCUAACUUAUUUGGUGUGGGCUGUGUGUCGCAAUUCCAAAGUCAAGUCCCGCCUCGUGAAGGAACUCGAAGUGCUUCCAGACGACUUCGCUUACGAGGACUUGCAACAAGCACACAUCUCUUACCUUGAGCAUGUCAUUGACGAGGUCCUUCGAAGGUUCCCUGCUGCACCUUCUGGUCUACCAAGAGAGGUCCCGCAGGGAGGUGCUGAGUUGUGUGGAUAUCAUAUCCCAGCAGGAUACACGGUGACGACACAGAACUACAGUCUUCAUCGGGACCCUGAUGCAUUCCCAGAUCCCGAAAAGUUUGAUCCAUCUCGAUGGGAGAAUACGACACAGGCGAUGAAGGACGCGUUUUUGCCUUUCGGUGGUGGCUCCAGAGUUUGCAUCGGACUACAUCUUGCAAAGAUCGAACUUCGGCUGGGCGUGGCUCGGUUCUUCAAGAAGUUCCCUAAUGCGAAGAUGUCGUCGCUCGAAGGCAUGACGGAUGAGGACAUGGUGCCGAAGUUGUUUUUCCUGAUCAACCCUCAAGGUCAUCGCUGCCUGAUGGAGCUUGAAUAA